Oryzias latipes (Japanese medaka) is the source of this 5048-nucleotide messenger RNA. Its product is annotated as alpha-2-macroglobulin-like protein 1. Gene Ontology annotation, molecular function: endopeptidase inhibitor activity. NCBI's taxonomy places the organism in Eukaryota, Metazoa, Chordata, Actinopteri, Beloniformes, Adrianichthyidae. Gene Ontology annotation, cellular component: extracellular region. The record is from RefSeq and is a predicted model, not a curated record.
AGAGCCAGCAGGUUGUCCCCCAGGCACCGGCAAGAUUUUUAUUCUGGAAUCGGUCUAGUAUUGCUGAAGACAAGGGAGGGCCAAAGAGGAUACACCCAAAAAAGUCUGGCCAUAAAAGAGGCCACUGUGGCUCUACAGAGCAAUGAGUAUCCCUCAUCGUCAGGGAUCUCUGUCUUGAUAAGUAUCGUCAUCCUCGCAUUCAGGAGUGGCUCCUGCAAGCCUGCUGACAUGAAAUCUCACCUUCUCAUGCUCGCUGCCAUCAUUGCUGCAUCCUACCUGCAGCGUGUGAUGCCAGCCAGCCUCAAUGAAACAACCUAUUUGGUGACUGUCAGCUCCCAUCUGACAGCAGGAAACAAGGAGACCUUGUGCGCUCUGAUCCAAACCCCUACAGAGCCCGUCACCUUGACCAUCACCCUGGAUGUGGACUCUUCCAGUACGAAGAUUGGGCAGCUGUCUUUUAAAACUGAAAUCUACCGCUGCUUCCAGUUUCUGGUCCCUAUAGUGUCCAGCACAACUGUGGCAUCCAUCAGUGUGAAAAUUCAGGGUAAGAUGGACUCACUCAACCAGGAGACCAAAGUCCUGAUAGAACCUCCUGCUUUUGUCCACAUUGUCCAGACAGACAAACCCAUCUACAAGCCUGGACAGACCGUUCAGUUCCGGAUUGUCUCCAUGGAUACCAACUUUAUUCCCGUCAACCGCAUGUAUAAAGAAGUCACAAUUGAGGAUCCCAACUCAAACCGCAUCGCUCAAUGGUUGGACAAGUCCAUUGACGGAGGCAUUCUUGACCUUUCUCACCCCACCAUUCCUGAAGCUGCACAAGGAAUCUACGUGAUAUCUGCUGAGACGGACAAAGGAGAAACGAUUUCCCACAACUUUGAGAUCAAAGAAUAUGUUUUGCCAAAGUUUGAAGUGACUGUAAACCUGCCCAGUGUGAUCACCAUCCUGGAUGAUGAAGUAACACUGAAGAUCUGCGGAAAAUACACCUAUGGGAAACCAGUUCUGGGCUCAGUCAAAGCUGAGUUUUGCAGACGCGCGAACCAGUUUUUUUGGUUGCCGCCCCCAAAACAGGAUGACAUCUGCAAGACAUUUGAACUUUCUACGGAUAAAAGUGGAUGCGCCACACAAAACGUAGCCUUGGCAGGCUUUGCCAUAAAUGCAUACAACUAUUUUGACUCAUUUGAGGUGACGGCUGAACUAGAGGAGUUUGGUACAGGUGUCAUUCUUAAGGCCAGUGGAAGUGCCAGCUUCACCACUCAGAUCAGAACCGUCUCCUUUGAGGACGUCCCCUCUUCUUACAAGCCAGGCCUCCCGCUUAAGGGAAAGAUCAAAGUGACUGGUGCAGAUGGCAGUCCCAUCGCAAACCAAGCAGUCUACUUGUAUGUUGUAGACUCACUAGAAUCCACCCUCUAUACAGAUCAGAAAGGAAUCGCUGUGUUUUCUCUGGACACAUCCUCGUGGUCGGAAUCAGUCUCUCUGUCGGCAACCACCAUAAUAAAAGGAAAAAAUGAACAAACUGUUCCUGAAGUACGGUUUCCUGACUAUGGGACGGCCUACCAGUAUGUUACAAGAUUUUAUUCCCAGAGCAAGAACUUUGUGGGGUUCAGUGAGAACAGCGUGGAUAUACCAUGCGACAAAAAUGGAUUCCUGCUGGCUCAAUACAUCAUCCAGGGGGAGGAUCUACAGAAAGGGCAAAGGUUUCUUAACUUCUAUUACCUGGUGGAGUCCAAAGGUUCGAUUGUGCAGCAGGGCACUGUCCAAGUGGCGGUUAACCAGAGAACAGUCAACAAAGGAACGAUAAAGAUCCCCCUCACCAAUGUCAUCAACCUGGCUCCAAUUGCCCAGGUGGUGGUUUACACCAUAGUGUCAAGUGGAGAAGUUGUUGCAGACAGCAGGGACUUCCCCAUUCAGCUUUGCCUCAACAACAAGGUGUCCUUGAAGUUCUCCGCUGUACAGGAGCUUCCAGGAGCAAAGACCACAUUGACUCUGCGGGCUCAGCCCAGCUCCCUCUGCUCUGUCAGAGCCAUUGACCAGAGCGUCCUCCUUCUCAAGUCAGAGGAGGAGCUCACGGUUGACUAUGUCUACAACCAGCUGCCCAUCAAGAAAAUGUGGGGAUAUGACUAUCAGGUUGAGGACGACUCCUCCAAUCCCUGCUUUCCUAGACCAUGGCCAAGACCGAUUCCACUGGAGCCCGAAAUCCUGCUCAGAGAACGUCGUGAUAAGCGUUCACGGAUUUUGCCCUUUUAUGAGGGUGAUGAUGUUUACACCAUCUUCAAGAACAUUGGAAUCAAAAUUAUUACAAACUCUGAUGUGAGAGCACCCAGACCUUGCUUCUUUGACUUGGAAUUUGCUAGGCCUUUAGCGAUUAAUGCUGCUAAUUUAGAGUCAGUGAUGAAUGAGCCAGUGCCAGCCCCAGCCCCAGAGGGACAGAAAACGGAGACCAUAAGAACAUAUUUCCCUGAAACCUGGAUCUGGGACCUGGUUUCUGUGGGAUCCAGUGGAUCGACCAGUUUGGUGAAGACCGUCCCUGACACCAUCACUAAGUGGGCAGCUGGAGCUUUCUGUGUGUCUCCUGCAGGCUUUGGCGUUGCUCCCAACGUUGGACUAACAGCCUUCCAGCCUUUCUUUGUCAGCCUCACUCUGCCCUACUCCGUCGUCAGAGGAGAGGUGUUCACUCUCAAAGCCACAGUCUUCAACUACCUCCCCAAAUGCAUCAUGGUGAAGGCAACUCUGGCCAAGUCUGAUCAGUUCACCUUCAAGAACUGUGACGGCUGCGUCUACAGCAGUGUGUGUCUGUGUGCAGAGGAGAGCAAGACCUUCUCCUGGAUCGUGACGCCAACUGCUCUAGGUGAUGUGACUCUGAAGGUUAGCGCUGAGGCUGAGAGGAGCAACAAGAAAUGUGGCACAGAGGUGGUCACAGUCCCCACCGUGGGUCACGUCGACACUGUAAUUACCACGCUGCUGGUAGAGGCUGAAGGAGUCCCACAGAUGGUCAGCCACAACGCUCUCCUGUGUCCUGCAAAAGGACCAGUGAGUAAGAAAAUCUCUCUUGAGCUUCCUGAAGAUUUUGUGAAUGGAUCAGAAAGAGCCUCUGUGUCUGUUGUGGGUGAUCUGAUGGGCCGGGCCAUGAAGAACCUAGACAAACUCUUGGCCAUGCCGUAUGGCUGUGGAGAACAAAACAUGUUGCUGUUUGCUCCGAACAUCUUUAUCCUCGACUAUCUGAAGAGCACUGGUCAGCUGAAAGAGUCAACUCGGAAGAUGGCUGUAGGAUACUUGGAGAGCGGAUAUCAGAGGGAGCUCAAUUACAAGCGUGAUGAUGGUUCCUACAGCGCUUUUGGAAUGAGUGACCCAUCUGGAAACACCUGGCUUACUACUUUUGUCAUGAAAUCCUUCAACGCUGCAAAACAGUACAUCUUUGUGGACCAGACGUACAUCGAAGAUGCCAGAACUUGGCUGUCUGGACUCCAGAAGCCUGAUGGCUGCAUUCAGUCUGUUGGGAAACUCUUCCACAACGGCAUGAAGGGGGGAGUGAGUGAUGACGUCUCCCUGACAGCCUACGUUGCUGCUGCCAUGCUGGAGCUGGACGGAAAUGCCACUAAUCCAGUGGUUCAGAACUGCCUGAAAUGUCUGAGAACUGCAGUGUCGGGUAAAAUAACCAAUCUGUACACCGUCGCCCUGCUGUCCUACACAUUCACCCUGGCUGGAGACCAGGACAUGAGGAGCAAACUCAUCACCCUCCUGGACCAGAAGUCCAUCAAUGAAGGAGGUACUCGUCACUGGAAGAGAGAUGGUGCUCCUGAAACAGACCUGGACUCAGUGGAGGUGGAGAUGACAUCCUAUGUGCUCUUGGCUCUGCUUUCUGGUCCAUCUCUGCCAGGCUUUGGUUUGGAUUAUGCCGCCGGCAUCGUGCGUUGGCUCGCUCAGCAGCAGAAUCCGUUUGGUGGCUUCUCGUCCACGCAGGACACAGUCGUGGCCCUCCAAGCUCUGGCCAAGUAUGCUACUGCCACCUUCAGUCCGGAAGGCAGUACUACAGUCACAGUGACUUCAGUGGGUGGUCUGAACAAACGCUUCACUGUGAAUAAGAACAACAGACUGCUUUAUCAAGAGGAGAAACUGACUGAGAUUCCUGGAGAGUACACAAUUAAAGCUGAGGGUCAGAGCUGUGUGCUGGCACAGAUCUCUUUGUUCUACAACAUCCCCCCUCCUUCCGACUUUUCUGCCUUUGAAAUCUCUACCAACACUAGGGGUCGAUGUGACAUUCCCCGACCAGAGUUCACGCUCUUUGUGCAAGUCAAGUUUCAGGGCAGACGAGAGGAAACCAACAUGGUGGUGAUCAACAUUAAGCUGCUGUCUGGUUACAUUCUGCAGGACAACUCUUUGAAAAUGCUGAAGGAAAACCGCUUGGUGAAGCGUGUGGACGUAGAGGAAGGUUACAUCAACAUCUAUCUGGACGGGUUAAAGAAGGGUCAGAAAGAAACUUUCAAUGUGAUCCUGGAGAAGGAUCAGCAGGUCGGAAACCUGAAACCAGCCGUGGUCAAAGUCUACGAUUACUAUCAGACAAGUGAUGAGGCGGUCACUGAUUACACUUCUCCCUGCAAUAAGUGAAAGCUCUGACAUCCAUCUCCUAGUGAGACGUGAUGGAGUUACAGCCCUGGAGGAAGUGUUUAAACAAAAUAAGAAAAGCACAUGGAAAUACCGUAAAAAAUACAUGUCAUCCUGUUGUGAAGAAGUAACAGCAGUAACAAAGUUGAAAUCUUUUUGGUGAACAGGGUGCGUUUUUUCCUUUUUGGGUUGUUCUUUUAAGCCUCUUUCUUUUUUGUCAUUUCCUUUUUAGACGUUGUGUGAUGUGCUGGCCUUUUAAGCUUUUUUCUGCUAGGAGUCAAAACCAGCAGUUGGUGUCUGUUGUUAAGUGUUUGGUGGAAGGUUUGUCUCAUCAGUAACAGCAUUCACUGAUAUGCUGUGUUCAAUAUUUCUCUUGCUUCCACAUUUUUUGGUGGUCCAACUUCAUCUGUUUCUGUGGAAAUAUUUGAAUAAAAACCUUUGAGCAAAAA